Messenger RNA from Rubroshorea leprosula, 2022 nucleotides. The record is from the annotation of a GenBank genome assembly. Lineage: Eukaryota; Viridiplantae; Streptophyta; Magnoliopsida; Malvales; Dipterocarpaceae.
CAUCGUCGCCUGGGCCACUCAACUGGGCUCGAUAACUUUCUUCGGCCCCAAGUAGAAUGAUCCGCAAAAAGACAACAACAGCCAGCUGCACCGCGUUUCAUUUCCUGAGCCAUUUAGUUAGCAGGUUAUAGUGUACGUCACCUCCGUUCUACAUGCUCAUCCUCCUUCCAGAGAAAACCCGUCUUCUCCAAUGGCGUCGUCGUCUUCGUCUUCUUCUUCUUCGUCUCUAGGUAAUACUGUAAUGCAGAAGCAGUUGCUUGAUGCAGCGUCCUCUGGAGACCUUCUGCUGUUAAAGAAGCUGGUGAAUGAGCUUGAGGUCAAAGGUGGUUUGGCUGAAACAAUUGCGAGUAUAAGGAACAAUGGUGGCUCAACCACUCUUCAUGUGGCGGCGGUGGCAGGAAAAACUCACGUCUGCAAGUUUCUUGUAGAGGAGGUAAAACUCGACGUCGAUCUGAAGAAUGACAUAUCAGAUGAGAAUCCUUUACACUCUGCAUGCUUUAACGAUCACUAUCUCACUGCUGAAUAUCUUGUUGAGAAUUGUGCAAAUUUGAAUGCUAUGGCUGUCCAUUGGCGUAAGCGGACUCCUUUGCACUGCGCUGCAGAAAGAGGAUCCAAAAGACUUAUAAAGUUGUUGGUGUCAAAAGGUGCUGACCUGAAUGCAGUAGCUGAGUUUGGCACACCUCUGCUAGUUGCAGCUCUUAGGAGCAAUAAAGAUUGUAUUGAUAUUUUGUUAGAUAACCAUGUUGAUCCAAAUGUGAUCGACCAUGAUUUGUUUUCCCCAUUGACGGCAUCUAUUGGAGCUCAAUCGAUUGAAUGCGUGAAACUCCUGCUAGGGGCAGGAGCUGAUCCAAACAUAAGUUGUCUGCUUGGAAUGACACCUUUGGGAUUUGCAGCUUCAAGAGGAUCGACUGAAAUUAUUCAAUGUCUGUUGAAUGCUGGUGCUGAUCCAAAUGUCACUGAUAAUUUAUCAGGAGUGAAACCAGUUGAAGAAGCAGCAUUUAAACAUAACCAUGAGGCUGUUAUGAUUCUUCUUCCUUUGACUUCUCCCAUUCCAACUAUAUCUGACUGGAGCUAUGCUGGAAUACUGAGGCAUGCUUGCUCUAAAGAGGCUAUAGAAUUGAGAAGGCAGCACUGUAAGAAAGAUAUGUUGUUUUCAAAAUCCAAGGCAGAAGAGCAUUUCAACAUGAAGGAUUAUCUGGGUGCAUUUUAUUGGUACUCAAAGGUGCAUGUUGCAGAUCCUUAUGAUGUAGAUGUACUAUCCAACCGCAGCCUUUGUGGGAUCGAAUGUGGAUAUGGAGAGGCUGCAUUAGAAGAUGCUUUAAUUUGCAUCAUGCUAAGACCUGACUGGCCAAAGGCUCACUACUGUGCGGGUGUGGCAUUUAUAACAUUGGGAGAUUUUGAGAAAGCUGCUGAUGCCUUUUAUGAUGCGUGGAAGUUAGAUCUUGAAGACAAGGAUCUGGAAAGAGCUUUUUGUUUCGCAAUGGAAAUGAAUGCCAAACAUGACACGAUGCACAGCUCAGAACUUGAAAAUUGUUUAGCUAAUGUUCGAAUUACACCAUAGUUUCAAAUGGAACAAGAAUGGAGGAGAAAUACUUGUUUGUGGUAUAUUUUGGUUACAAGUUGUCUCUGUAAGGAAGUCUGCUGUUCCUGAAUGGUAUAUUACUAGGGAUAUCUUUCUUGGAUGGACUUGGUUUUGUAUUUGGCUGUAAGGAAGACCUUUUUGUUGUCGAUUUUCUCCCACAUUUUCACAGGUUUGGUUCUUUCUCAUCCUCUUAUUAUUUCUUUCAUAUUCACGUGUUAUCUUAUUUCUUAUGAAUUAAACUUUUACAAUAAAAUGAUUCACCUGAAAACUCAUCUCACAAUAUUCUCACAAUUGUAUUUAGUAGUGAUAAUCUUUUUGUUCACUGCUAUAUGGUAAUGUCUUUCCUUUUUGCUGUUUUUUGCCUGAUCCCAAUGAUCUUUAUUUCUUCCUUGAUGGUGCAGCAGCGUAUGAGUUGAAGUAAUUAAAAUAGUUCUUGAUUC